Suillus subalutaceus is the source of this 660-nucleotide messenger RNA. RefSeq lists its product as uncharacterized. The transcript has a single exon. The coding region runs from base 1 to 660 and encodes 219 amino acids. Lineage: Eukaryota; Fungi; Basidiomycota; Agaricomycetes; Boletales; Suillaceae. The record is from RefSeq and is a predicted model, not a curated record.
AUGCUAGUGUUAUUGCAACCAUGGAGAUCUUUACUUGACCUUAAACCAGCUCAGCUCACAUUCGAAGGCGCAUUCAACGCAUUUACAAAAACAGCAUCAGUAGAUGUACUGAACAUAAUCAAAAACAUUCAGUACUUCUAUGAAUGCUCUGAUCAAGCGCGAGAGAGGCAAGUUAAUCGAGCAUUUGAUUCUGCAUGGAGAACAGCUGCUGUCGACACUACUCAGACUGAAGAAGACGAUGCCGAAGAACUGAUCAAUGAUCCACAAGGAGAUGGAGACUCAGAUGACGGAAGCUCAGCCGAGAUCAUUACUGAAUCUGAUAUUGAAAAUGCCCUUCAAGACUGUCACUCUACUCGGGAAAUGUUAUAUGCCGACGUAGCAAUCAAUAUUGCGGAAGAUUUUGCGAUUUUUGCUGAUGAUCCAGUCCAAAUUGCGUCAUGUCCACCAAGGCGCUGUAGAGACUCGCGUUUCUGUGGGCUCAUAUGGGCUCAUUUUACGAAUUCUGGCAACUGGCCUUUACUGCACGACUCGCACCAUCAUCCGUAUGCGACUUCUAUCUUGUUUCUGGUCAUUCCACACACAACGCGCAGCUUUCCCGCGAAACGCGCCAUAGGCGCGCUACUUUCCCACACAACGCGCAGCAUUCCCGCGCGCACUUAG